GCCUACAGCGAGGCGUUCUCCGACGACUCGGUGCACCGCGCGAGCAACGCGGACGCGGACAAGUUCCUGCUGAGCCCGGGGUCGACGGGCGACCUGACGCGGACGGGCCUCAAGGAGUACCACAGCCCCUACUUUAACACGGAGAAGCGGUCCGUGGUGGCGCAAAGAGCCGACGGCGAGCGCGAGACCGUGCGGCGCGCGCUCGCCGUGCACCACGCGCUCGUCCUGGAAAAGCGCGUGUCGAUGCACAUCCUCGCGCGGCCCCUGAGCCGCUGGGACGCCACGGCGCGGCUCUGGCGCUUCGAGCCCGGCGACGUCGUGGAGUGCGAGGGCGCGGACAUGCGCUGGCGCCUCGCGGUCGUGACGGCCGCGCGCGACGACGAGAGGGACGGCGCCGCCGUCGUCUACUCCGUCGUGAGCGCCGCGGGCUUCUCGCACGGCUACGGCGGGCCGCGCCCCGCGCCGCGCGUCGCGCGCGAGGCGACGCUGGCCUACUGGGGCGUGGCGCCCCUGGUCUGGCAGGCGCACGCGCUCGUGUCGCUCGAGGCGCGCAUGAGGUUUCAGGAGGGCCACGGCGACGACUUCGAGUCGAUCCCCUACGUCGACCACGGCAAGGCCGCGUACCGGCGCUGGCUCCGGGACGAGCGCAACGGCGCCUUCGCGGCGCGCUACGACCGGUCCCCCCAGGGGGCGCGCCAGGCGCUCAAGGACCUGCUCAUCGAGCCCUUCCGGCGCAUCGCGGAGGCCGUCGGCGACUGGGAGUUCGAGGCGGGCAAGGCGAGCACGUACCUCUACUUGGCUUGCAUGGGCAGCGGCCUCCUCUCC
Messenger RNA from Aureococcus anophagefferens, 825 nucleotides. RefSeq lists its product as hypothetical. The record is from RefSeq and is a predicted model, not a curated record. The annotation marks the transcript as partial. The transcript has a single exon. NCBI's taxonomy places the organism in Eukaryota, Pelagophyceae, Pelagomonadales, Pelagomonadaceae.